Messenger RNA from Ipomoea nil (Japanese morning glory), 1227 nucleotides. RefSeq lists its product as uncharacterized. Lineage: Eukaryota; Viridiplantae; Streptophyta; Magnoliopsida; Solanales; Convolvulaceae. Bases 1 to 1227 code for a protein of 408 amino acids. The transcript has a single exon. The record is from RefSeq and is a predicted model, not a curated record.
AUGACGGCACCUUCGGGGGCCGCCGCGCCCCCUCCCCGCACUUUUGCGGACCUUCUAUCAUCAUCUUCUGCAUCGCCUCCUCUUCUCAGACCACCGGAGAGUUUUAAAGGAAUGCGGGCGGUCUCCUUUUCAGAUGAGGACGUCCGUAGCUUCUCACACAAAUUUCGGUUUGCACUGAUCGGGAAAUUUGCGAAAAGUCGACCCCCAAUGGCAGAGAUCAGAAAGGCCUUCGAUCUAAUAGGAUUCGGGGGCGCAUUCUCGCUGGGACUUUUGGACCAACGCCACAUUUUGAUGAACUUCGAUCAUGAGGCAGACUUCCAAAGGUGUUGGCUCCGGAAGUCAUGGUUGAUAAAGGGAGCCAUCAUGCACGUUUUUAAAUGGACGCCAGAUUUCAUGACCGAAUUUGAGUCGCCCAUUGUGCCGGUUUGGAUCGCCUUUGAGGGGUUGCCGGCGCACCUGCAGGACAAGCGAGCCAUUUUCUCAAUAGCAAACCUUAUUGGUUCACAUCUGAAGGUUGAUAGUUCCACUUUGCUGCAUAAUCGACCCUCGGUGGCUAGGGUCUGCGUGGAAUUGGAUGUUAGCACCGAUCUCACGCACCAUAUUUGGAUAAACAAUGGAUCAUUUGGAGGAUUCACGCAGAAAGUCACUUAUGAAUUCGUUCCUCCCUAUUGCAAGGAAUGUCGUAAAUUCGGCCAUACUGUCACAGAUUUUAGAGCAAAGACGGAUAACAAAAGGCAGGAGGUGAGAAACGAACCUGGGGUAGACAAUCAGCACCCAAGGCCGCUAAUUGUUCCGCCACGGAAAAGAUGGCGUCCAGCUGCCAACACCAUCCAAGAGCCACCGCCAAGCCCGACAGGCCGACAACCGGAAUCAGAAAACUCAACAACACCGCUAAUCAUCCCAGAUAUCAAUCCUUCUCUGGGCAUUAAUAUUAUUGACGAUCAGGGGGUUGGACACACCUCCCAGACGGAGUCCAUUCCAGGUCAUUUAUCGGAUGGUGACGAGUUACAACACGCUCGGCCUUUUUCAAAAUCCCUCCUUGAGUCCUGGAAAGAAGCCAGCAAAGCCUUUGCUUCAAAACUCGGGACGAAGCAGGACAAUUUCGUAGUUGUUACCAAGAAGAAGAGCAGGCCACGGAAGGAUUAUUCAUCUCAGGUCCCGGCAGUCACCACCCGCCUAGCAGCGGGAAAAAUCACCAGAGUUUCUUUCUCACAUCGUUUGAAAUGA